ACGAUGUCUGCAGCUCUACUACCACUACUACUUUGAAAACCUGAAAAAGUUUUGGAGAUUCUUGCCAAACGUGUGAUCAGCGAGGUUCUUGUCACCGCACGGAACUAGGGUUUAAGGUUUCAGGAGUUUCAUUGAAGUGUAUUGGAGGGUGCAGUGCAGUAAGUUACGAAUUGUUCAGUGCCUGAAGAAACAUUCGUGUUUGAUCCUCUCGAGAUAGUAUUGUACAAUGCCGCUUAGAGGAAGGAAGCGGAAAGGGUACCCUCAAAAGGAGCAAAUCGUCAAAGAUUCAGAGGAUGCGGAAGAGGAGAGUUUGGGGCAGGAUUUCGAAGCAGUGAGAGGGGCGAAAGAUGGCGGUGCGGCAGGGGCAGGGAAUGGAAUUUUUGCAGCCGGGCGGUUUCAUGACCUUGGACUCGCGCCUGCUUUGAGCGAUCAUAUUCAUGAUAAAUUGUCUUUUUCGGCGCCAACUUUGAUUCAAAAAUCAGCUAUACCGAUAAUUCUCUCUGGGCGAGAUGUAUUGGUGAAUUCUGGGACUGGAUCAGGCAAAACGAUGGUGUAUCUUGCACCCAUCAUAAACGCGCUUCAAUCAUAUGAGCCUCGUUUAACUAGAAGUGAAGGCACACUGGCGUUGGUGCUUGUGCCAACUCGAGAGCUUUGCUUGCAGGUCUGUGAAGUGGCAGAGAAGGUAGUGCACCGCUUUCAUUGGCUAGUUCCUGGCUGUGUAAUGGGUGGUGAGAAUCGUGGCAAAGAGAAAGCCCGGCUUCGAAAAGGUGUUACAAUCUUGGUGGCUACUCCUGGACGGCUGCUGGACCACCUGAAAAAUACAGCUUCUUUUCGGCAUGAUCGUCUGCGUUGGCUCGUCUUUGAUGAAGCUGACAGAUUGCUUGAUUUGGGGUUCGAGAAGGAUAUUGAAGCUAUCUUGGAGGUGCUGGGCUCCAGAGAUGAUAAGAAAAAAACCCGACAACAUAUCCUUCUGUCUGCCACUUUGAAUGAGCGUGUAGAACAGCUAGCAGCCCUCAGUCUGGUUAAUCCAGCCACUAUUGGUCUAGAUGAAGCAAUUUCAGCGGAAAUGCCUUCUCUUAGGGAGACGAAGAAUGGAGCUGCAAUGUCUCAACAAAAAUCUCUGAUUCAUGAUAGAAAUACGGGAGAUACUGGUCCUUCAGAUGGAUAUACGGAGUACAGGAUUCCGUCACAGUUGGUUCAAAGUUUUCUUAAAGUGCCUUGCAGUCUCCGAUUAGUAGCUCUAUUAGGUCUUCUUCAACAAAAAUCUCGAGGAAAUGGUUCUUGUAAGCUAGUUGUAUUUUUCUCCACCUGUGACGCGGUGGACUUCCACUACACAGUUGUGAAUGAAUUUCAAUGGUCUCCGACUCCCUGGAAAGAUGGGAGAGAAAACGAUGAGAGAAAGCUUCUUAGUUGUGAAGCUUUCCGUCUUCAUGGUAGCAUGGCUCAGAAAGAUCGGACAGAAGCAUACAAUCAGUUUGGCAAAGCAAGCUCUGCGAUCCUUCUUUGCACGGAUGUUGCAGCUAGGGGUCUAGACUUUCAAAAUGUCUCGGGCAUUGUUCAGUAUGAACCCCCAGGCGAUGCUGCUGAAUAUGUACACAGGGUUGGGAGGACAGCAAGGCUGGGACAGAAAGGAGAAGCUAUUCUUUUUCUACAACCAAGUGAGUCAGAGUACAUGGAAGAGUUAAAGAAGCACGGUGUGACAUUGCAAGAGCUUUCAUUGCCACAACUGUUAGAUAGGCUUCAAGAGAGGCGAGGCAAAAAAGAUGAUUUCUUUUCGGCUGUGGAAAUGCAUCCUCUCGCAGGCUUGAUGCAGAAAGCUCUUGAGGCCUUUGUUGCUGCAAAGCCGGAUGCUAGGCUACUCGCUGUAGAUUCUUUUCGUUCCUACGUGCGAGCUUACGCUGCUCAUCGAGGGGAACUGAAGUCGAUUUUCCAGGUGCGGAAGCUUCAUCUGGGUCAUGUGGCUAAGAGCUUCGGCUUGCGUGAUGCACCUUCAUUAUUUGGCAAGUCUGUGAACAAGCAAAAUAUGAAGAAGGAAAAAGAGAGGAAUGUGAAGAAGCGUUUCAAAAAGAAGAGGCGUCUCACACCUGGAGCUAUGGAGGAUUAGGCAGUGCUAAGUGCCACUUUACUUCUUGACUGCCGUUUUCAUUUUUGCUUUUAGAAGAUCCACCUUAGCAAUUAACAGAAUGGAAUUGUCCUUCACGAUAGGCGUAUUUUAACAAAGUAUGUUAAUGAUCCAGUUUUGCUUGUAUUGUGAACGAAGAGUAUUUAUCCCAUGACUUAAGGAUGUUAAUCA
Molecule: messenger RNA, 2293 nt
Organism: Physcomitrium patens
Lineage: Eukaryota; Viridiplantae; Streptophyta; Bryopsida; Funariales; Funariaceae
Product: DEAD-box ATP-dependent RNA helicase 17
Molecular function (GO): ATP binding; RNA helicase activity; nucleic acid binding
Source: RefSeq, a predicted model, not a curated record